CAGUUCUACAACUGAAUGCAUUCAACUGAAAUGCGUCUUCCGCAUUUAACCCAAACACAUCCAUGUCUGGUUUGUCAUUGAUAGUUUAUCCCCCCAAAAAACUAGUAUACAAAUACAUUUUGGUGAUGCAUUUGUAAGAGUUGAUGUUUUCGCUUUUUGAGAGAGGACACUGGAGCAAGAUAGAAAACUCAAGCAAGCGGAUUGUAGAUUUUCCAAUCUAUUAGGGAAUUUCCCAGAUAUUUGGGUAUCAUGACGUGAUUGUUUUCAAAUAACUUUGAAGGACAUGGGUCUCUACAAGGGAAUUUUGCUCCAAUGUUGUUUGUGACCGAUUGUGAAAGAGAAGUGCGCGUUUAUGUCUAGCUGUCGUGAGAGGGAACAAAAUAAAAUUGGUACACAUCCACAGUUUCCAAACUAAUGCCGCGUUCUUAUGCUAGUCGGAACUAGGAAACUCGGAAUUGUCAAACUCGCUGUUUCGUUGAACGCGGCACGGUGUAUAGCUACAAACAGUUGGCAUGUCGGACAUGUGCGAGUUUCCUAGUUCCAUAUGAACGCGGCAUCAUACUGUAGAGGCGUGAAUUGUCAGACCUGUCCCACUGGAUACAGACUGUAAUUCAACGUCUAUUCCACGUUGGUUGUUGUGGAAACAACCUCUAUUCAAACAGUAUGCUCAGUGGGCUGUCAGGCAUGCGGACUAUCUUCUCCGGUCUGUCCAGUAUCCACAUCUCCUCCAAAUCAGAGCAAUUCGUUUCUAAAAGCCAGGGAUAGGCUACAGUAUAAGGUGAAGAGGUAAGAUGGCCACCCCCUUUGUCCCAGUACCUGUCCCCAUGGAACGGACCCCGACCUGGCCCAAGAGGACCCCCCCCCUGGGAAUUAUCUCUAGCUCUGGCUUUUCACCGCCUGGAAAGUCCCCCUGGGUGAAGGCCACUGGGUCCUGGGGGGCUACGGUAGCCUGUCCGAGCCUCCCCCAGGCGUGUUCCAGCCCCGAGGGGUACAGGACAUCCAGAGGAGGGGAGCAGGGGUCGGUCCAGGAGGAUGGUACUCCAGGGGACAGUUGGGAGAGGCCCCUCACCCCUACCCUGCUGGGCUAUGAGGUCAUGGAGGAGAGGGCCAAGUUCACGGUGUAUAAAAUCUUGGUGAGAAGGAAUGAGGAAGAGAACUGGGUGAUCUUCAGAAGGUACACAGACUUCGCCAGACUCAACGAUAAGCUAAAGGAGUUAUUUCCCAGGUUCAGACUAGCCCUUCCACCCAAGCGCUGGUUCAAGGAUAACUACGACAUGGAGUUUCUGGAGGAGAGACAGUUAGGCCUACAAGCCUUCCUACAGAACCUCAUAGCACACAGAGAUCUCACCAACAGUGAAGCGGUCAGACAGUUCCUUUGUCUGGAUGACCCGCCAGGCCCCUUUGACAGCCUGGAGGAGAGCAGGGCUUUCUGUGAGACGCUGGAGGAGACCAACCACCGUCUACAGAGGGACCUGUCGGAGAAACAGCGAGAGAUUGACUCUUUGAAAACAGCCCUGGAUGAGAGACAGACCCACAUUGGGCUCCUGGAGAAGAGAGUGAAUGGUAAGUUCCCCAGCCCAGAGGGCCUUACUCCGGAGAGCAGCAGACUAUCAGCCCUAGGCAGUGAGAACAGCUCUGACACAGACACUGCCGCAGACAGACACAGAGACACAGAUGGAGAGGCGGACAUAGACACAGACAUGGGAUCAUCCACUGCAUUGGAGGCUGACCAAGAGACAUGUCCUGAAAGAAGAAGCUCAGAAAUCCAAGGGCCACUCAAGGGUCAUGGGGCCUACUGGUCAUCUGCGGCCAUGGCUUGUUCACCAGACGCUUUUAUAAAUUCAACAACUCCGUAGAAUGACGUGGAACUCUGCAUUUGAUUCUGACCUGGGACCUGGAAAAGUAUAUGAUUCCGAGAUGGACUGAUGAUGAGCUACGAGUGUAUAGACUUCAUGUACAGAUUCUUGCUUGUAGUGACUGUGUUAAUGGGUGAUUGACGUUUUCAUAUAAGGUCUGUGUGUGUGUGUGUGAGGGGGGGGGGUUCUGUGUGUCUAAGGAUUCUAGAAAUAUACUGUAUAUGAGUAUUGAUUUCCAACACUUGUUCUGCUCUUAUCUAAUGCCUUGGUUGUGUAAUAAUCAAGUGACGAUAUACUGCCAUUUGUGUCUAACUGCCUUACAUCAAUCUCUUUUCUACAAAGCUAAGUACUCUAGUACUGUACUCAGGUUCUCCUCCCUGCGAAAAGCAAUAAACUUGAUUGAUCUUAAAA
Oncorhynchus masou masou (cherry salmon) is the source of this 2267-nucleotide messenger RNA. Its product is annotated as sorting nexin-16-like. The transcript has 9 exons. Gene Ontology annotation, molecular function: phosphatidylinositol binding. Lineage: Eukaryota; Metazoa; Chordata; Actinopteri; Salmoniformes; Salmonidae. The coding region runs from base 792 to 1856 and encodes 354 amino acids. Gene Ontology annotation, biological process: protein targeting to lysosome; early endosome to late endosome transport; endosome to lysosome transport. Gene Ontology annotation, cellular component: late endosome; early endosome; extrinsic component of endosome membrane. The record is from RefSeq and is a predicted model, not a curated record.